Tinamus guttatus (white-throated tinamou) is the source of this 175-nucleotide messenger RNA. Lineage: Eukaryota; Metazoa; Chordata; Aves; Tinamiformes; Tinamidae. The record is from RefSeq and is a predicted model, not a curated record.
GAUCGCCACAUGGCUCAAGGACUGCAGAACGCCUCUGGGAGCCUCCCUGGAUGAGCAAAGCAAUCCUCUGUUGAAGGGCAUGCUGGUGAGAAAUGGAGGAAGUUUUGAAGAUGACUUAUCCCUGGGAGCCGAAGCUAAUCAUCUACGGAGUGAUACCCCGGCGGAAGCAUGGUAA